AUGCCUUACGAUUUGAAUUUUCAAUCUCAAGAAUUUGUUGUUCAUCAACCUCAGUACACUGCUCUGUCCUCUCACUCUCAUCCACAUCAGCAGGGGAGUAUCUCCAGGAGCAUGAACCACCAUCCAAACCAGAUUUAUCCACAGAGCCACGGGGGGUCUCAUCACUCCCAAAGGCCCGGGACAUAUUUACCACAGCAGCAGGGCCAGGAUCAUACACACCCGCAUGUACACCAUGUCCAGAGUGAUCUCUACGAUGGCGCACUGAAUGCUCCUUCUGAUGACCAGAUCAUUGCACAGCUGACAAGACAGGCACAGCUGCUUCAGCACUCGCAAUAUGACCAUGGCGGAGGGUUACAAGGUUCUGAGAUCACGCUGGAGAACCUGCUGGAGGAUGACCCGCUCUCUUCAUAUACCGACAACGCCCUACAAAGGCAAAUGUCCAAUGAGACGAUACUUGAGGUGUCGUCGCCAAUUUCAAAUGUAUCCGAUGACUUUGUUGCUGGGAAUGGGAAUGUUGAUGGACUUGGAAUACAUGCUAAUGCAAGCACAGCAAGUGUCGUUCAGCAAUGCCAACCUAAUCAAGUUCCACUUUUGCCGCAACACCAACACCAGCAUGAUAUGAUACAACCACCAUCAGUGUUCUAUGGUCAUGGAAACCAUUCUGCACCAACUAUCUCACAGCACACUCAGGCCGGUCCUGUUCCAUACACGUUCCAUAUAAAACGCAGUGAAGGUAGUGACUAUGUGACUGCUCAUCCACCGAAUGAAGUUGUUCAAGGACCAAGUCCUCAACAGGCUCAAGUAUCAACACAGUUCCAUAUGCAUAUGCAAAACCAAGUUAUGAAACAACAACAGCUAAGAAAUCAGCAGGCUCCGCUGCCUGCCCAUUUACAAGGGCAUCCUAUUCAACCACAGGUCCAACCACAGGUCCAACAACGGGUGACAACUACAGUGACUCCACAACGUCCUGUUCAUCACAUUGUUGUAAAUAGUGCGAUACCUGUGCAGAAUGUACCGCCUUUAGUGUCACCUGUUGACCUAUCCAUGCAGACAAUGAAUCAAUAUCAAGGUAUGCCUUCGUACGUGGAUGUGCCAAACUCUCAGAUCCCAAUACGAACACCGGCUCAAGUUGUGAUGCCUCACAAUAACCGUGCUCUAUCACAACCAUCGUCCCAAAACACUUCACCACAGAAUUUUGUCCAUCCAUCUGAACCGUUUUCUAAUUCACCUAUAGAGACACCUUCAAAACCUUCAAUGAUAAAGUCUAACUCUACCACUCGACUACCAAGGGCAAAGAAGAACUCGGUGUCCAAUGGCUCAAAAUGUCCAGGUGUCUUGACAAAGUCAAAGAGCUUUAUCAAUGGAACCAUUGGUGGUGGCGUAACAAAGAAGACAUCAGCCAGUUACCAGACUUUGGAAUUUAGCAAAAACGUUACUGUGCAGGUUGCAGAGAAUCCAAAGCUGGUGACACCUUUGAAGGGUGGCUCCCAUAAGAACUACGAGUUUGUGUUCGAGUCCGGCCAGACAAAGAGACGCCAAUCAGGUGGCUCCACUCCCUCGUCAGCUAAGUCUUCAAAUGUCACAGUCAAAGUGGCUGAUGGAUCGGCUAACUCCAGUUAUUCGCUCUCUCCCCCAACGUCGGAAGGAGAGCAAAGCCCAUUGACGUUCACAAGUAAACAUCUACAACAGCAGAGUCCCGCAGUGUCCACUGUUAUGGGUAGAUUUGUGAAUACUCCACAGCCUGACCACAGUUUCUAUAACAACCAGAGGAAGACUAGUGGUGCAUCGACAACAAUUGGAAUAUCUCCAGUGGGAGAAUCGCCACAGACAAUACUAAUGAACUCAGGAAUGAUGGAGUUAAACAUGAAAAAUGGCUUUAUUCAAUGA
Messenger RNA from Williopsis jadinii, 1887 nucleotides. RefSeq lists its product as uncharacterized. The record is from RefSeq and is a predicted model, not a curated record. Bases 1 to 1887 code for a protein of 628 amino acids. NCBI's taxonomy places the organism in Eukaryota, Fungi, Ascomycota, Saccharomycetes, Phaffomycetales, Wickerhamomycetaceae. The transcript has a single exon.